AUGUCUUCAGUACCAAGCUCAACCACAGCACCAAAUUCAACCGAAUCGUCUGCCGUAGAUGAGGGUUCAUCUUGGUUACCUGAAUGGAUGCCUAUGUGGGGAUUUAUUGUAAUAAUUGUUUUUGUUAUCCUUGCAGUAAUUGCGGGAGUUGGAUACCUUGUAUUUUCGUUGUAUCGACGAAAGCAAAAUGAACGAGAGCUACUUGAACGUAAAAGAUCAAUGCAGCGUCGUUCGCUUUCCAGGCAAUCCUCUUUCAGUAAAAAUAAUCAGUCAAGACCAUCCUCUAGACAGCAGGGUAGGUCGAAUUCUAUUGCUUCAUCCCGUGGUUCCCAGAGUAAUUUGCGACGCAUGAAUUCUAGUAAUUUUAACAAUGGUCCUGGAUCAAUGAAUAAUGCUAACAUGAUGCAACAACAAACACCCGCCGGGAAUCCAUAUGCGCCGCAGCAACAAAUACAACAGGGAGGGGUUGGUGGUCCUGGUGGAAUGACAAGACAACCCUCUUUUGGUGGACGUGGAGGAAUGACAAGACAACCCUCUUUUGGUGGUCGUGGAGGAAUGCCAAAUCAACAACAGCCAAUGAAUCCUGGUGGAAUGACAAGACAGCCCUCUUUCGGUGGACGUGGAGGAAUGCCAAAUCAACAACAGCAAAUGAAUCCUGGUGGAAUGACAAGACAGCCCUCU
This is a messenger RNA of Trypanosoma theileri, 681 nucleotides long. RefSeq lists its product as uncharacterized. The record is from RefSeq and is a predicted model, not a curated record. The transcript has a single exon. Lineage: Eukaryota; Euglenozoa; Kinetoplastea; Trypanosomatida; Trypanosomatidae. The annotation marks the transcript as partial.